Polypterus senegalus (gray bichir) is the source of this 3528-nucleotide messenger RNA. Its product is annotated as SET-binding protein-like. Gene Ontology annotation, molecular function: DNA binding. The transcript has a single exon. The annotation marks the transcript as partial. NCBI's taxonomy places the organism in Eukaryota, Metazoa, Chordata, Cladistia, Polypteriformes, Polypteridae. The record is from RefSeq and is a predicted model, not a curated record.
AUCUAUGAGAAAUCUUACAAACCUGCUGAGCAAAAUGAAGGAGACCAUCAGGUGGAUUUUCUCAGAGAGGCUGUGAAACCAAAGUACCAGUCCAAGAACACUUCCCAUCAUAUGGAGUGGUUGACAACACCAGCAGGAGGGUCUCCCUCCCAGGGCAUUUUAGUGGACUCAGAAUCAAAAAGUGGACACUGCAAAAGCCCAGCUACAGAAAUUGGAGGAAUUCUUCCAAAGCCUCAAAUUAAAAAGCCUAGUGGAAGUCCCAGUGUCAGUCAGUUUAGCACUAUUACCAGUCAAAUAUCAGCCACUUCAGUACGUGCACCAACCAUGGGUCUCGUAUCUCAGGCUGUCGGUCAAGGAGAAAACACCGUGAAGACAACACCCACUCACAAGGAUGAUAGAGGGCUGCAGGAAUUGACUGAGCAAAUGUUUGGCAACAUUAAGAGAAAAUAUGGUAGAAAGGACUCAAUGAGAAAUCUGAUUAAUCACAGCUCAGAGGCACAGUGGAAUAAAAUUAUAGCAAAAGAGACUGAAAUGAAAAUUUCAGAAACUAUUACAGAGAAGGAAGUGCUAGAGAUUGAAAAGAACCAUGAUAUGUCUCAUGGAGAAAACACAAGUACUGGGAUUGCUCAAGAAAAGGACGAAAAUGUUUUACAAGGAUCAGUUUCCAUCCAAGCAGAAGCUGCCGGCUUUCCAGGACGCAAGAGGAAAAACCGUAAAUCACUAAAAGGUCAGGUACAUUUUGAGAGCUCCUCAGAAAAAGUGCAGUUAGAAUCUGAAUUGAAUGAAAAAAGUGAUGGCAUUGUGAUUGGACUGUCAGACUCCCAGCAAACCCGUCUUAAUAAGAAUGAAUUGAGAACACCUAGACUAGCAGAAAAGGAUCCAGAGUGUGAGCCUAUGGGUAAUCCUGAAGUUAAUACAAGUGAAACCACCGAGGCUUGUAAAAGCCGACUUAGAAAACCUGUAGUUGUGGGAAAACUAAGUAUGUUUUCAGACUUGGAGCAGCCUGGCAGCAAAGUGUCUGAAAUUAAGCAUCCAAAACUGAAAGCAAAGCAAAGGUGGACUUCAAAUAAGUCCAAAAGUAUCAGCAUCCCAAAAGAUAUAUCUAACCCAACAGCAACCAUCGUUGACCCUCCUUCAGCUUAUCCUAUCACACCCUCUAGUCCUCUCUACACCAACACAGACAGCCUAACAGUUAUUACUCCUCUAAAAAAGAAAAGGGGGCGACCCAAAAAACAGCCUCUGCUAACUGUAGAAACGAUUCAUGAAGGUACAUCAACUAGUCCUAUAAGCCCAAUAGCUCAUGAGGCAUCCGGUACUCCAAAGAAGAGAAGAAAGAAAAGAAGCCUGGCAAAACUAGUGCAUAUUUCCCCUUCAAACGAGUCUCCGUCUAACCAGAUUAAGCUUAAUAAAAAGGUCAGAAACUAUGGUGUUCUCGAUAAGAAGACAAUUAGGACAAUAAACAAAAUGAAAAUGGUUAAACGAAAGAAUAUUCUGAAUGAGAUCUUGUCAUGCUCUGCAAGCAGCAGCCUGGUUUUAAAGUCCAAGGUCCCCACAUCCAGUUCAGUUUCCACCGUAGCAUCAAACAUUGAAUCGCGCCUAGGAAAGCAAAUCAAUGUAAGUAAGAGAGGGACCAUCUACAUUGGCAAAAAAAGAGGAAGGAAACCAAGAGUUGAGCUGCAGCUUCAGCAAGAUGAGCACAAAGCAAGCGAAAAGCACCCUGUGCCUGUUCUGAACAUGUCUGAAAACCCAGCAGUGCCUUCCAACCCACAGUCUACAGCCAGGAUGCCUUUACCCAUCACAGCACAGCUACUUGCUGACAAAGCUGUGGGGCCAGGUGGGAAUUUAAGUCCUACAACUGCAGAUACAACACUGCAUGAGCUCAAGACCAUGCCAAACUUGCAGCCCAUUAGUGCAUUGUCCACCAAAGCUCCCAAAGGCUUGCACAGUAGUGGCUGGAAGCUUUCUCCUCCCAGGCUCAUGGCCAACUCGCCUUCUCAUCUGUCUGAGGUUGCCUCUCUCAAAGAGGUGACGCUGUCUCCAGUUAGUGAGUCUCACAGUGAGGAGACAAUUCCCAGUGAUAGUGGAAUUGGCACAGACAACAACAGCACAUCUGACCAGGCAGAGAAAGGACCAGCAUCCCGUAGGAGAUACUCCUUUGACUUUUGCUCUCUGGAGCCUUCUGAAGCUGCAGCGUUAGAAGCCAGCAACAAGGCAAAACGGGGACACUGCCCUAAACAUGGUGGUACAGUAGCUGUAGAAACAUUUUUAGCUCAUGAUGCCCUGAAAAAGCAGAAACACCGUCGUAAACGAAAAGGCCUUCAAAGCCGAGAUGAUCUGCAGUUUUUAGCAGACCUUGAGGAACUAAUUGGAAAAUUCCAGGUUUUCCGCAUCUCUCAUCGCAGCUAUACAUUUUACCAUGAAAAUUCCUAUCCUAGCAUCUUCAGGGUCAACUUUGAUCAUUAUUACCCAGUUCCAUAUUUUCCAUAUGAUCCCCUGCACUACCUUCGUCGGAAUUCUGAAAUAAAGUCCAAGAAGAGGCGUGGCAGACCGGCCAAAGCCAACGAGCCAAUGACAAAGAUGCCUUUCCUUCAAGGGUUUGGAUACCCGAUCGCCAGCGGCAAUUACUAUGCACCUUAUGCAAUGCCUUAUACGUCAAUGCCUAUUGCCACUAGUAUGAUGAAUCUGGGUUACUACGGUCAGUAUCCAACUCCUUUGUACUUAUCUCACACGCUUGGAGCAGCAGCUUCUCCAUUUAUGAGACCAGCAGCCCCACCACCCCAGUUCCAUUCUGGUGCUCACAUGAAGUUGACCACUACUGCCAAACAUAAGACCAAACACAGUGCUCACCAGAUACCAUCGACAGGAAUGAACAAUUCCACAUCUACACUAGUGGCUCCCAAGAUGGGCAGCAGCAACUUGCCAAAUGUCCGCCUCCAUAAGCGUAAGCACAAGCAUAAGCACAAACAUAAGGAUGAUCAGCAGUCUGGUUCUCAGAGGGAUGAUCUUGGAGGACUCUUUAGUGGAGCAAAGAAUUCUAGUUACUUAAGCCUUCUGAGUGAACGAUUAUGUAUGUCUGACAAAGAGCCUUCUCUCCCUAAACAUAAGGAGAAGCAAAGGCUGCCGCAAAAUUUGGACACUCCACCAAGGAGUUCCAAAAAUAUUUUUGAAGUAGAUACUCUUUCCACAUUGUCAAUCUCAGACACCCAACAGUGGAAGCGCACUCAUGAACGUGUUGAGCCGGUUAGUGAUUUCCAUGAUCCCUGCAUCCGACGACAUUUUGACAGUACACGGAGUCGGCAAGAGCCACCUUCUGAUCUUUUUGGGGACCUACAAGUUUCGGGAAUCAAUGAGUCAAGUCUUGGAGGUAGACGGCGAAACCUAGAGAGUUUUGGGGUGUAUAGAGAACAAAACUUGGCACCCCUGAAGAGUAGCAAGAGAGACAAAGUGUCGCAGAUAUUUGACUCACCAGGUGUAGCAUCAGCAGGUAAGAACCCUUUGUGGAUGAAAUGUGACUUUGUGAAUGUUUGA